Plectropomus leopardus (leopard coralgrouper) is the source of this 2038-nucleotide messenger RNA. RefSeq names its product ETS variant transcription factor 4 (gene etv4). The record is from RefSeq and is a predicted model, not a curated record. Gene Ontology annotation, molecular function: DNA-binding transcription factor activity, RNA polymerase II-specific; sequence-specific DNA binding. Gene Ontology annotation, cellular component: nucleus. NCBI's taxonomy places the organism in Eukaryota, Metazoa, Chordata, Actinopteri, Perciformes, Serranidae. Gene Ontology annotation, biological process: regulation of transcription by RNA polymerase II; cell differentiation.
UCACUCGCCAUCACUUCCCCUCGGCAUUUUUUGUGAAUGGAGCUCAUUAUGCAUGCAGCCUCCACGCAGCUCCAUUCACAAGCAGGCGAGCGCUCCCUCCUUCUCCUGCAGGCUGCGUGGAUCAACUCAGCCUAAAUGACCACAAACGGUUAACGGAUGGAUUAUAAGAUGGAUGGAUAUUUGGACCAGCAAGUGCCUUACACUUUAGCAAAUAAGUCGCAUGGAAAUGGGCCCCUAAAUAGACUGUUGAUGGCAGCGAAAAGGAAAUACAUGGACACAGAAUUACCCCCUCAGGAAUCUGAAGACCUCUUCCAGGAUUUAAGCCAACUCCAGGAGACAUGGCUCACAGAAGCUCAGGUUCCUGACAGUGACGAGCAGUUUGUUCCUGAUUUCCAUUCUGAGAACUCGGUGGCAUUUCACAGCCCUCCAGUCACUAUCAAGAAGGAGCCGCAGAGUCCGGGCUCCGACCCCAGCCAGUCCUGUAGCCACAAGCAGAGCUUCAGCUACCCCAGCGGAGAGCAGUGCCUUUAUGCCAGUGCCUAUGAGCAGAAAAGGGCUGCAGGAGGAGCCAAGAGCUCCUGCCCAGGGACCCCCAUGUCUCCUAUGCAGCAGCAUUACUCCCCGAAACCUGCCACGGCCGGACGGCCCGACGCUGGCUACAUGAACCCUGCUGCCACCUCCCAGCCGCUGCCCAGCAACAGUUACCCCAUCAACGCCAGCUCCAGGUAUCAGGGCCCCUCAGGAGAUCCCAUGUGCCCCCAGUUCCCACCACCAGGCCAGGCCUUUCAGCGCAUGCCAUCGGCCCCAGCGGGACAUGGCAGCAGCGGAGCUGGUGGAGGCGGCGGCGGAGGGCCAGGGGGCGGAGGUGGCGGCGGCGGUGCAGGAGGUUAUCACCGGCAGCACUCCGACCCCUGCAUGCCCUACCUGCAGCAGAGCUUUAAGCAAGAAUACCUGGACCCGCUGUACGAGCGGGCGGCUCACAUGGCAGGGCCCGGGCACGGCAGCGGACCAGGACACGGGCACGGACCUCACCCUCAUCCCCACCCACAUCCACACUCGCACCCGCACCCGCACCCGCACCCACACAGGUUCCCGCCAGCCCACAUGAUGGUCAAGCAGGAGCCCACAGACUACACCUACGAACCCGAUGUGCCUGGAUGUCCCUCUAUGUACCACCACAGUGAGGGCUACCCAAACCCCCAGCACGGCAAUGAAGGCUAUCUGUUUGAAAAUGACUCCCGUGUGGUUCCAGAGAAGUUCGAAGGUGAGGUGAAGCAGGAGGGCGGAGGUGUUUUUCGUGAGGGCACGCCUUACCAGCGCCGCGGCUCCUUGCAGCUCUGGCAGUUCCUGGUGGCCCUGCUGGACGACCCGGGCAACGCCCACUUCAUCGCCUGGACCGGCCGCGGCAUGGAGUUCAAACUCAUCGAACCCGAAGAGGUUGCCAGGCUGUGGGGCAUGCAGAAGAACCGUCCAGCCAUGAACUAUGACAAGCUCAGUCGCUCUCUGCGCUAUUACUAUGAGAAGGGAAUCAUGCAGAAGGUGGCGGGGGAGCGCUAUGUUUACAAGUUUGUGUGUGAGCCAGAGGCGCUCAUCUCCCUGGCCUUCCCCGACAAUCAGCGGCCCAGCCUGAAGGCCGAGUUUGAGCGCUAUGUCAACGAGGAGGACACGGUGCCCUUGUCCCACCUGGACGAGGGCGUGCCCUACGCCACAGAACAAGCCCCCCAAAACAUGGGCCCCCAGCCCUACUCCAAAGGCUACAUGUACUAAAGCCAGCCCCCACACUCCUCCCCACCUUCAGACAUCUCCCUGUUGUACCAACCCAUCAUCAUACACACCCCGAAACCCCACGCACCUCUUGCACACGCCCACCCCAUCCAUUGUAUAUAAGGCUAUGGUGUUUUUGUUUUAAAUUAAUCUCAUUAGGGAUUUUUUGUUUUGUUUUUAAGAGCUGCAUUCCCCUCACAUCUGAGGCCUAUUCAAUCCAUAAACAUGACUGUGAUUGAAGAGAUUGCUUAAUAAAUACCCAUAAUACCCAAAA